UCCCAGCAUCAGCAGGUCACAGCCAACCCCCAGCCUAACAAGACACCCUCCUACCACCACACAAGAUAAGAGAGGUAGAGGAUGAGGUCCUCUACCUGAUCACUGCUGCUCUGUCUUUCCCUGCCUGGGCUCAGGGCACCUGCUAUGGAUGCUGAGCGUUUGGAGUGUCUGUUCUGUGUGCAGCCUGAGCUCUCCGCUGCAGAGGAGGAAGACAGCUGGGAGGGAGCUGGUGAAACUGUGGGUGAUGAAGAGGGAGGAAAGCAGCAGGAUGUGUCACACGACGACUUUUCAGAGACCCCUGAACUGGGGAACAAUGAGAAAGACAUCAUAUGUAACACUGAAUCAUGUGUCCAGCCCUACAAGAUAUGGUCUCCCCCCGUCUUCUCCUGCUUUGGGAAAGAACAUGUCUGGUUUGCAGGGUACGAAAUUACUAUUCAGGAAUCAAUUGAAAGCUACGCAGGAGUAGUCUGGCCAGCAGUAAGUAACACCAUGAACAUGUACACCAUUUCCAAAUGUGAGGCAAAGGCAUUAUGUUACUUCCUGGAUGAAAAUAAAGAUGAAUUUGAUUUGAGAGACAAGAACAUUCUUGAAAUUGGCUCUGGAACAGGCCUGGUAUCCAUUGUUGCAUGCAUCUUAGGAGCUCAAGUCAUAGCAACUGAUUUGCCUGAUGCACUUGGAAAUCUGAGAUAUAACUUGUCAAGAAACACAAGAGGGCGCUGUGUGCAUAUUCCCGAAGUCAGAGAACUGGUCUGGGGACAAGAUCUUGAAACAAACUAUCCAAGCGACACCCCUAUGUUUGAUUAUAUUCUGGCAGCUGAUGUAGUCUACUACCACACCUGUUUGAAACAACUUCUGGAAACUAUGAAACACUUGUGCGGACCUGGCACACAGUUAAUAUGGGCCAAUAAGUUUAGAUUUCGUACAGAUUUCGAUUUUUUGUCGGAUUUCAACACUGCGUUUGAAGUAGAACUACUCGCUGAGUUUCCACAAUUAGAAGUUAAAAUCUUUAAAGCAACACACAAAGACGAUUAGUUUGUACGGUGUGUAUGUAUGGGGAAACAGGAGAUCUAAUCUUUGAUGGUGUUUUCACUGAAAUAUUCCUUGAGAUCCUCCGAGUAAUGUAGGCUAUGAAUCAUCUCGCUAACAUGUCAAUUGACUAAUAAGCAAACAAAAUAAUCUACGAAUUGAAUAGUCUCUGUCAUCAUGCCACAGAGCAGGUAAGGCAGGGGUCAGAGCCUCACACAGGUAAUUGGGGAAGGAGGUGGUCAGAGGCACACAUGGGUAAUGGGGCCCAUAAUAAUGGGCCCCCACUGUCUUUUUAUUCAAGUGCAGAAACAGUGUGCAAUUUGCCAAAAUGACAGGGAGACACGUGCCCCCCCCCCCCCCCCCUCCCAAAUUCACCUAUGCACGCAUAUGUUGUUCCGUGUCACUAACACCACACACCUAAAAAAGAUGAAACCUGUGUAAGUGAGACAAAGUCAAGUCUACGCCUAUAGCACUCCCAGUCGCAAGGGAACUAUGCAAGCAGGCAAGGGCGUAGCUACCAUAGGGUGCAGGCAGUGCAAUUGCUGUGGGGCCCAUCUUCCCUGUCACAGUUACAUGUGUUAUAUACAUUUUCACCAUUAGGUGGUACAUAGGCGUCCUUACAAACAUUUACCUUGUGACCUGGAAUAUGUCUAGUUAUGCCCCUAGACCUGCUCACUGUAAUGUUGUAUAAAAUGAACUGGAGGCCAUUAUAAUGUUACAUAACAUGAACCGGAGCACUGUAAUGUGGCACAAUAUGAAGUGGAGGCACAAUAAUGUGGCAUAAUAUGAACUGGGGACAGUAUGUUAUAAUGUAAAUUGGGGUACUGUGUUGCAUAAUGUGUACUGGCAGCCCUAUAGUGUGACAUAACAUGAACUAGGGCAAUACUAUGGGGCAUAACGUAACUAAGGCACUACCAUGGUUCAGAAAAUGAAUUCGGGAUCUAUUAUGGGAUUUAAAAUUAAAACCUGGAAGAGAGGUGUCUCCCUAGAAGUAUUGGGUCAGAGGCCACUUCAAAUUAUUGCUAUGGGGCCACAAAGUUCUGGCUACGCCCCUGCAAGCAGGCUACUUAUGCGUCGGACAUUUAUAGAAACAUAGAAUUUAAUCGCAACCCUUUUUAAACCUUAAUUCUUUGUAAGGAUAUUCAUAUGCCUAUCUCAUGCAUGUUUAAAUUGCUCUACAGUCUUAGCCUCUACCACCUCUGAUGGGAGGCUAUUCCACUUAUCCACUGCCCUUUUUGUGAAGUCAUUUUUCCUUACAUUUCCCCUGAACCUGCCUCCCUCCAGUUUCAGUGUAUGUCCUCGAGUUCUAAUACUUCUCUUCCUUUGAAGAAUGUUUCCCUCCUGAACUUUAAGACCCUUGAUAUAUUUGAAAGUUUCUAUCAUGUCCCUCCUGUCCCUUCUCUCCUCCAAACUAUACAAGUUAACAUCUUUUAGCCUUUCCGGGUUGCAGCUGUUUUGCAGAACUAUGCUAAUGCUGCAGAAGGCAUCUGAAGUCAUACAAUGCCCACUGCCAGAAUCUCAAAUCAGAAUGCCAUGUCUGAAGGCGCAGCAUUGGUAUAUCCGAGUGAGCCUAAGGCUACCCCAGAAUGGCCAUCUCAUUUCCGGCCUCGGCACACCUCAAAAGUGGGACAGACACACCCCCAAUUUUAAGAACGCAGAUAGUCCCCACCCCCAAAUGGUUGCUCCCUGACAAUCAGGCUGUGGCUUAUGUAGUGUUGUGACCACUGCCACAUCCACAGGUCUACACAUGCGCAGAUAAAAAAAAAAUACCAUCAGUGAGGUGCGUAAACAUUGCGUUUAUGUGUAUCUCUGAAUCAGGCCCCUAGUCUUUAUUCAGUGGUAACGCCACUCUUCCCUUGUAUUGGCCUAAUAUAAAUAUGUUUAGAUGAAUAGAAACAUUGGUGUACUUUAGGAUUUGAUGUCAUUUCUGCAGAUGGCUUUUUCUUUUGUCUGUCGCAUGUUUUGCAGCAUAUUAAUCCUAUUGAAUCAUGCUGAUGACAUAAGAAAAAAUAUACAGGUGUGGUACAUAUGUAAGCAGAUAUAUAAGUUCAUUACUGAAGAAAAACAUACUAUAGGUUUCCUAUAAAAAUAUUUGUUUAUAAUUUGUACAUAGAGCUUUAUUAUAUGAUUUCUUGUGCAUUCUUGUGAAUGGAGACAUUUCUGUGUUUUUUGUUUGUAAUUAUUCUUGUUAACACAUAUUUUAAUACAGUAUGAUUGUGAAACUGCGAAUCACAAUUAUACUACAAGAUUUAUUACUUCUUUAGUCACUGUAGGAAUCAUUAAAGACACUGUGUUCAGUC
This is a messenger RNA of Pseudophryne corroboree (corroboree frog), 3326 nucleotides long. It is a transcript of the gene METTL21C, whose product is annotated as methyltransferase 21C, AARS1 lysine. NCBI's taxonomy places the organism in Eukaryota, Metazoa, Chordata, Amphibia, Anura, Myobatrachidae. Gene Ontology annotation, biological process: peptidyl-lysine methylation. Gene Ontology annotation, molecular function: protein-lysine N-methyltransferase activity. Gene Ontology annotation, cellular component: cytosol; cytoplasm. Bases 145 to 1032 code for a protein of 295 amino acids. The transcript has 4 exons. The record is from RefSeq and is a predicted model, not a curated record.